Paramormyrops kingsleyae is the source of this 2348-nucleotide messenger RNA. RefSeq names its product tumor necrosis factor receptor superfamily member 1B-like. Lineage: Eukaryota; Metazoa; Chordata; Actinopteri; Osteoglossiformes; Mormyridae. Gene Ontology annotation, molecular function: protein binding. The record is from RefSeq and is a predicted model, not a curated record.
UGUCGCAAUUUUCACUUUAAACGAUGAAAUGAUGACAUGCCAAUAUCCAAGGAGAAGAAUGCAAUACACGGGCCUAUUAUAUAUGUGACAUGUGCCGAUGACUGAAAUGCAUAGACUCUAAACAUGUUUGGAAAAAUCUUUUAUCUGCUAUUUGGGGUUGUGGCGCGCCACGUGGAAAAUGAGGUGUCUGCCCUGCCUGUGUCAUCAAAUUCCAGCAAGAAUUGUACCAAAGCCAACCAAUACCUGGACAUGGACUUGAACCUCUGCUGUGAAAUGUGUGCACCAGGGACGCGCCUAAAGAUGAGGUGUAGCCAUGAGUCGGACACAGUCUGCGAAGCCUGCCAGCCGGGCUUCUACAGUGAGAAGAUGAAUUACUACCCUAACUGCUUCAGGUGUCCACAGUGCCGAGAAGAUCGAGGCCUGCAGUACGCCCAAGAGUGCACUGCGUCCUCCCCAGCCGUGUGCAUGUGCAAGGAAGGCAUGUUCUGCACAUUCAGAGGCCACGAUCACCAGUGCAAAGAGUGCAGGCAGUACACACUCUGUGCACCAGGACAUGGGAUCUCUCUGGCAGGAACCUCUGACUCAGAUGUCCGGUGUAUGAGCUGUCCUAUGGGAACGUUCUCCGACACAACAUCCUACACUCAAAGAUGUCAGCUGCAUACAGACUGCAGCUCUCAGGGGAGGGAUGUUCUGCAGCUCGGCAAUGACGAGUCGGACACCAAAUGCGGACCCAGUGUGAGCCCCCCCCCGGCACAUGACCCCAGCACCGCUUAUACCUCCACUGCCGUCACACUCACAUCAUCUGUUACCCACUACGCCGGAUCAAGUCUCACUAAUGCCAGUGAAACAGUAUCCGGGUCGCACAUCACAAACUCCCAGAGCAUCCCAUGGGUUAUAGUUCCUGUUUCCGUAGUAGGAGCAGUUACAGUACCUGCCAUAGUUGCAGUGUUGAUCUUCAUCGCCUGGACGCUCAGCAAGAAGAGAGCAGGCACAAGCAGCGAUGGGAUGCCUCCUUUCUUAACCCUUCACAAAGGUUUGGGCCUACAGAAAGGUGGUCCAAGCAGCGUCCUCAAGUCCCACCUGCUGGGACAUGCCCAGCCCCAUUCCUCCAGUCUGCACUCCUCAGGAAAAGCCUUGCUGGGACCUCAGAGUAGCAUCACGGGUGGAAAGUCUCUCACUUCCUCAUCUUUGUCCCAGUUUCCGGAUUCCUGUGGAGAAGGUCAUGGUCUGGUGGAGUCAUGCCAGUCAGCUGCUUCACCAUAGACAUGCAGUCACGGCAAAUGUCAUACAUGCCAGUCCUAAAAAAGAGCAGAAUGACCAGUCUGGACACAUUAACAAGAUUACUUCUUAUGGGAAAACUGGAGUAUUAUAUACUAUAAUACAUUUUGAAUAUAUGGAUGGGUGCUCUGCAUAAUGCAAAGUCCAUUUUACUAUAUUGUUGACUGUAUACCUGUCUCUCUGAAGUGGAUUUUUUUUUUUAUGUGUGUGUGUUUGAUAACCGUUUAUCAAAACUUGCCUGAAUUAUCAGUUUCUUUUUGGAAAGUCAAUCUGAAGUCUGAAAUCAGCUUUGUUUGUAAUCAGUAUUUGACAGUAGUCACUAAAUGAUUUAUGUUGCGAAAGAUAUGUAUGUUUUAUAAAUAUAGGGUAAUGCUGGAGUGUACUGAUACUGUCAUGUUCGAAUGUUUUUCGUUGCGUGUUAAAUUGUUAAAGAGGAGUCAUUGCUCCAUCUAGUGGUGACCAUAAAACAUUUUUGGUUUCUUUUUUUGUCUGUUAUUUUGCUAAGUCAAUGUAGCUGUUAAAAAGACAUAAAAUAAGUUGUGUUACAAAGUUAAUAUUUUUUAUUUUAUACGUUACUUAUUUUUUAUAAAAUAAUAUUUUAAUAAAUUAAAGUAAACUUUAAAAUAUUUCUCAUUGAGAUGGGGUGGGAAUAACAUUGUAAUCUCUCAUGUUUAGAUCUGAUAUUUUGUAUGUGUAUUUGUAAGUUUUAAGUUGUGUAUAGACAAUUCUCUUGGUUUAAAAAUCUGAUGGGCAGAUGAUUGUAACAGAUAUUUAUAUAGGCCUGUAUCAUAACCAUGUGGAUUAUCUUAGAGCUACAUUUGUGCCUUAAAAUAUACAUUGCAUUUGUAGUCAUUAAGUGAUGACGCAAAAAAAAGCAAACAGCAAAAUGUUACUUUCACUGGAAUCUGUUCCUUUGUAUUAAGCGGCGAGAACACCACUUCUGGUUUGUACAAACUGCACACCUCGCCCCAUUUCGGCUUCCUGUGGUCGUUUUUGCGUGUGGCUUCCUGAACAGAGAGCUCAUGCUGGUUAGAGAUUAAGAACCCCAAAAAAAAAGUAUUUUUUUCAAG